UUCCUGGGAGAAUCUAGUAUCAAUAUAUUAAGAGUAUUUACAAUGAAAGGUGGCAUAUGAAUACGAAAGAAAAAUGAACGUAAUUUGUACAAUUUUUACAAAUGACACAAAGACUCAAAACAUAGACGAGGACAGACUUUAGUUUCCGAAAGAAAAACAAAUGUUUAUACAAAUAUCUAAAAUUUAUUUUCUUUAAUUUUUAAACCAUAGAUGUAUUAAGAAUAUUAACGAAGUGUGUAUUAGUUUCCAUUUUGAUACCGUAAAUAUCCUACCUUAAUAGUUUGAGCUGGAUUGAUCCGCGCCACGGUAAAUUACAUAGAGUCCAAAACCGUUACUUUUCAAUUAAACCUGUUGAUAGAUAAAUCGAAUUUUUUAAGCAUUCUGACGAAAUAGAAUUUCUAAACAGUCCCGGCACACGUAUACAGCAAGAAAGAAGAAUCGAAAUCCCCAUCACAGAUUAAAUAUAGACAAUCAGAUAAUAAUGAUCACCUGAAAUACCUAAAUGACACACAAGAAGGAUAAUGUCACAGACAGAUCAAGGACAUGUUGUAAUUACCACAACUUACAUACUAGUACGUUCUUAUAGUAUUUUAUUUAAUCUACGCAUUAUAAUAAUCAUUAUGAACGAACCACUAGUGGAUAAAUGGAUAAAUUUCAAGCAUUUAAUCGCUUGACGUACGCAACUAUCAAAGAGACAUAGUCACUUUUUUUUCAAUUUUCAUCUUGGUGUAAAAUAACAAAAUUAAUGUAUCAUCUUUGUAACGGAAUGAUGGAUCACUUACAUUAUAGUUGUGUUUAAAUCGAUCGAUUGCUUUGGCAGAGUAUUCAACAGACAGUUUUGUUAUAGAUCGAUGAACAUAAAAGCACAGCAUGCUGUUAAAUCAAACACCGUGUUUCACGGAAAAUAAAUUUCAUUGGUAGACGGCGGAAGUUACUUAAUGGCUCACCGUGUCGAAAAUGGGGAAGAGAGGACCUAAUAUAAAAAGAUAUGUGCAAAGCCCAGCUGAUGUUGCCGGCAAACGAACGGCAACCGAUAAACUUAAUGAAAUAAAACUGAGGAACUCGAAUUCACAAAGGAAACAGGUCGGUGAAACUGUCAAUAUAAAAGAUAAAUCUGCAGCAUUUUCGGAUAAUAUUUUUCCUCAUUGGCUGCCAUGGAUAUUGUUUCCGUUGACGUUAGGUAUAAGGAUUUUGUACGUACUGGAGCCGACGAAUUGGUGGAUAUUACAUCCAGACGAGAUAUUUCAAACGAUAGAAGUCGCUCAUUCAGACGUUUUUGGAUACGGUUUUCGACCUUACGAGUACCUGCCUCCACCAAGUCCUGACGUCAUAAACUCAACAACACUAUCUAGUGCGCACGUGCAAGAAAUUCAGUUAGGGAUGUUCAGUCUCAGAUCCUAUAUUCUGCCAAAACUUAUUUCCGGUGUAUUAAUAUUAGCUGAUAUGAGUGGGAUCAACGCUUCGCCAUAUUUAGUCAUGAAGAUAUUUCACGUGACAGUUACAUCUCUUCUACCAGUGAUCGUCUUUCAAUUUAGUCGGAUAUUACAUCAUUCCAGUGACAUUGGAUGUCUUUCUGCCAUCUUAGUUAGUUCUUCAUCGUCCUUGAAUAUCUUUGGAACCCAUACAUUAAUCAAUAGCUUUCUAGCUCCUUUUUUCUUUUUGUGUUUGCUUCCUCUAGUCAGCUCAUUGUCAUCUUUAGAGAUGCUUGGUAUUGGAGAGUCAAAACAAUCGGAGGUUGCUAGUGUUGAAGAACCUUCAGAUUCUCGAGGAGAAUCAAGAGUUGCGAAUGGACAAACUGUAACAAUGAGUGAAAUACAUAAUGCAAAUGGUGAAAUAUUGGGUAUUGAAAAUGAUAGUCCAAAAGGGAUAUAUACUCGAUCUGGUCAGUUUACGCAAGAAUCAAAUAAGACAUUUCCUAGUCAUGAUGAAAACGCAAAUGUUAUCUAUCUAAAAGAAAAUUUGUCAAAUAGGCGUGCAAGUAAUAUCUAUGGAUUAAGAAGUACUGCAUCUACAUCUAAAGCAAUAGAUGAACAGAGAAACCAAACACAAAUUAAAGAGGUCGGCAAUGGUGCAUUUAUUUACAAGAUCAAUAAACAUGAAGUACUGGCAGGUUUAGGUCUUGCCCUUAGCAUUUAUGUCAGAGUAGAUUUGGUUUUCAUACCGCUUUUACUUUCAGCCGGUUUUUACCAUUUUAGUUUCAAGCGUAUCUCGGAAACAGUGAAGUUACUCAAGUACUAUAUUCUUGGUAUAGCGGCAGGCAUUUUGAUUGGUGGUUACUGCGAUUACGUCACGUAUGAAAGGUGGUUCUUUUCGCCAUAUCAGUGGUACAAAUUUAACGUACGGAAUAGUUUUGCUGGCGAAAUCUUUGGCGUAAACAGCUGCUACUUUUAUCUGCUUAAACUAUAUCAAAAUGAACCUCUAGUGACACUGUCUUUCACAAUUCUUCUGAUUCAUGUUUUAGAUAUUAUCCAUCGUUUGUUUACAUCAUCAAACAAACAUAGUCAAUCAGCUAGGAAUCAAAGCUUUAUUAUAUUUAUAUUUCUUUUGCUAGCAUUUAGUUUAAACAGUCACAAGGAAUUGCGUUUAAUGCAUAACGGUAUCAUAUUUAUGUACAUUGCAGUUUCAAGUGCAAUAUGGUCGCUGCCUAGUAGAUUUUCACGUAAUCAAAAUGGAUGCCAGUAUUCUAUUUAUAUUGUCUAUUUAUUUACUGCUUUAUUUAUGUCUAGUCAUUGUUUCAAUUUUAUUAAUAUGAAAUUUGAAGACCGAGCAAAAUGGACUUACGGUAAAAACACAGAUUCUCACGAAACUAAUAUAUGUUUAGACUUUAUCCGCCAGCAGAAAGAUGUGACAGGUGUUUUUAUGGACCGAUCUGUGCAUACAUCCGGGGCUUACUCCAUACUCCACCAUGACAUUCCAGUGUUUGCUUUAAACAUUUUUGAAUAUAUGGAAUACAGAAAAACUAUAACUCAACAUACAAAUGGUGCUGCUGGCUUGGAUUUAUUCUCCAGUAAAAAGAACGGAUUUUCAACUUUCACAAAUAUUUCUGAUUUUAUAUCAGUCUAUCAUUCGCAAUAUCUUUCCCUAAAGGUAAGGCAAACUCCACAGUAUAACUUCCUUAUUCUAAAAACUAACAGUAACUUCAUUGACAUUGGAUAUGACGAAAUGUUCCGAGUUGGAAAUUCUAAAGUUUUGAAAAGAACUUUUGAAAAACAGAAGGAAGAGGAUCUAGCAAAUACAACGGACAAUAUAAAGAUCUUUUGGAAUGCAACAAUUCUUGAAUAUGAAGGCAGUUGGUUGAUACAUUAUGGAUUGUACACAAAAGCUGAGCAGAGACUUUUAAUGUCUAAUAGAAUAGAUCCAAGGCGGAUUGGUACGUUUAGAAUAUUAUUAAGUAUGUACAGUAAACUGAAACAGACAGAUGACUACAGAAGUGUACUUAAGGCAUGUUUACAAUUAUACACUAAAAAGGAGUGUCAACAACAUUAUACUCCGAUUAUGCUACAUUCUGGUUACUAUAGGAAUAAAUAUGUUCAAAAAUGAAAAGGCAAUAUUUUGGUAAUUGGUUUAUGGACAAAAGUAGUAGAAACGCAAAUAUUCUGGUUCACCAAAGUCUAAUUUACUUCGUUCACAGGGAAAUUUAGAAAUUGAAGACUUUGGUCAAGUUCAUGUUGACAGCAAAUAUUUAGAUUCCCCCUUUUCUUCUAUGAAAACGUGACUGGUGAAAGAAUAGUAUAUUUGCUCCAACUUGCCAUGUACACAUAUUUCGCUGCACGUUCAUUUGUUAGAAACAGUUCUGUUUAUGAAAUUACACUCAAAAGCAAAUACAUGAAUGCAUUGCUACUAGAAUUAGUGCAUUGACAGAAUACUUGUCAUAAUCAAAAUAUAAUGUGAAAUGAUUUGAUCCCUAUCCUUUCUUUAUUAAUCGUUGUCAUAAGUUUUCCAUCUUUGUGCACAUUUUAUUUUUUGUUGUUGUUUAUUACGUCCAGCCUACAGCUGAAAAAUAUCAUAAUAUCUUUUGACAGAGUCGCAGAAUAAAAGAAAAAUUGCA
Mercenaria mercenaria is the source of this 4048-nucleotide messenger RNA. RefSeq lists its product as uncharacterized. Gene Ontology annotation, molecular function: mannosyltransferase activity. Lineage: Eukaryota; Metazoa; Mollusca; Bivalvia; Venerida; Veneridae. The record is from RefSeq and is a predicted model, not a curated record. Bases 958 to 3540 code for a protein of 860 amino acids. The transcript is spliced from 4 exons. Gene Ontology annotation, cellular component: endoplasmic reticulum membrane.